AAACGCUGCUAAAGAUACGUUUGAAAUUUUAUCGAGACGUUACGGCAUGAGGACUAGAGCUCUAGUCUUUAUGCAUUACGGAUUGCUGUUUGGUUUGGUUUAAUUACAAUCGUUGCAACGACAGGGAACUUCAUUGUCAAAUAAAACUGAAUAAAAGAAAUAUAAUUUUGAUUUUAUUAUUUAAUAACUGGGAAUAUGUCAGAAAGCGUAAUAGACCCAUGCUCCAGUUUAUGCGAAAGCAUUGGACCGAACUUCUGGACGAAACAGAGGCUGGAGACCUUCGUCAAUUGGCCGUUUCAGUCCCCCAACAGUCAGUGCAAUCCAGAACGUAUGGCUGCAGCCGGUUUUGUGGCUAUUGGUGGCAACGACGAACCCGACUUGGUGGAAUGUUUUGUGUGUAAGAAGCAGAUGGAUGGUUGGGAUCCUGAUGAUGAUCCAUGGGAUGAACAUGUAAAGCACACAACCUCUUGUCCAUACAUUAAGCUGAACAAACAAGACGAGAAACAGUGGACGGUUCGGGAAUUUUUUAAUCUCAUUAACGAAUACACCUUAAGCUGCAAAACGCAAGAGAUGAACAAUUCGAUUAUUAGUUUGAAAAAGGAAAUGGCGGCGAUGAUCGAUCGAAUACCUGUAAUUUAUAAAUCUAGCUGUUCAGGCCGUUUUUCGGCAAGUCAGAAAAAAUAGAUUGGAUUUUCUACGAUUUGAGGAGUCACGUCUGGCGCUGAAGCCGCAUCAUGGUUGCAAGAUUUUGUCUACUUUCCGAUUUAAGCUUCAACAUUGAGGGCAAUGAAUGUCAAAAUAAAACCAAUAAAAUUAAUCAGCAGGUAAAA
Messenger RNA from Cephus cinctus (wheat stem sawfly), 830 nucleotides. It is a transcript of the gene Det, whose product is annotated as baculoviral IAP repeat-containing protein 5. Lineage: Eukaryota; Metazoa; Arthropoda; Insecta; Hymenoptera; Cephidae. The transcript is spliced from 4 exons. The record is from RefSeq and is a predicted model, not a curated record. Bases 196 to 684 code for a protein of 162 amino acids.